GUUCUCUCUAGGUCACGCGCCAAUCGUGUGGCGGUCACAUCUAUUGUCCGAGUACUGUUUAUGGUUUAUAACAACUUCCUUACAUAACAGUACUGAGUAACUGUUGAUAGUCAAUCUCGUGCAGUGUUGUCAGCAAAAAAACCAUAAAUCAUUCCAUUAACCAUAGCAACUUUUUGGUAAACGGAGCGGAAUGUUUAGGAUGGAUUUCAGGGAGCUUAAUGAAUAAGUAUGCUUACUCCUCCAAAGAAUGAAUGAGUCGUCAAAUCGUAACUCCUUAGUCGGUAGAAAUACUGGAUUGAAUCCCAACGUCAUGCGUGAUAGUUUGCGUGUGCUUAACUCUUCGUGUGCUGUGACAGCAACUACUCAUGCUCUUGAAAAUCGGUUAAAUUAUCCACCGAAUACUUCGAAUCACGGGUAUUUAUACUCCGAAAAUGGUUUCAAUAAGUCUAUCUCCACUUUUCCCAAUUGUUCGGUUGAUUCCUGCUUUCCUAGUCUCACUGUCUCAAUGGAACAGAAUUUGGUUACCGAUUAUUCCCAGUGUCAUUCAUGUGGUAGCUCUCCACCACCUCCAGCAUUAUCUCCCGUCAGUUCCUCUCCUACUCAUGGAAGCAACAACCAAAAUAACCAACCUUCCUCCCCUUCUCCUCCAAUCAUAGUUGCUGAAAUUCGAGGUCCUUCAUCCAUUUCAUCUCACUCAGCUUCCGAGAAAAGCUCUCAUCCCAGGGGUGCAUUUAAAAUGAAUCAACAUGCUUCUCAAAUUCUGAGUAAACCACCGAAUUCUAGUUGCCCAAGGAUAGCAAGUGAUAUGUUUAUGUCUAGUUCGAGUAGUUCAUCUUCGUCUACAUCUUCCUCCUCAAUUUUGAAUGAGGCUAACCAUGCUGCUAAUGGUUUGCCAAUUCUCGAAAAAAUUUCUAUUGUUCUUGGUUCACCAAGACGACCAGUUGGCGAAAAUUCAAUAAUUCGCGCAAAUAACACCGAUUCACCUUUAAAAAAUGAAGAUGCAAGACUUCCGAAAUUGGUUCUAGAGAAUCAUGUCUAUCCAUCAAACAGUAGAGAAAACUCCCUAGAGAAGGUUGAUGAACCCGUCAAAGUUGACUCGUCUGUUGCAAAUGAAGAUACUAAGUCGAAUGUAUUGAAUGAAAAGUCUAAAGUAGCAACAAAACGAAAAACAUCAGCCCGAUCAAGACGUCGAACUAAAUCACGAAAAAUUCGAGGCGAUUCUGAUUCGGAUUUCGAGCCAUUUUCCCAGUCUCAAGCAGGUGGAUCUCGUGGUAGAGCCGAUGCCAGAGCUCUUAUUCGUCGAGUUCAACAAAAAGUCAGCAAUAAAAAGUCUAUUGCUGGUGUUACAUCUGACACUGCUGGUGGGACCAGUGCAGAUAUUGCAAUGCGCAGAAAGUAUUUAGAAUCACCUUUUUUAUGUCUUUGUCAAGCUGGAGGAACAGUUUCUAGUCUUAUGAAAACUUCGGACAACUUCACUAAAUACAAUUGCAUUCCUUCUGGAUCUAAAAUAGUCUGUAAUAAUUCAACAACUAAUAAUGAGUUGAUUGAUAUGAAUUCAUCUUUUUCUGCCCAUAUAAUUAACCCAGCUUUACGUGACUUGUCUGUUCAACAAGUUAAUGGAUACAUCUCUCAUUGUACCAUGCCUGUUAGUUGUCCAUUCAAAGCUAAUCUAACUGGAAGUGCAUCAAUUAAAGUUGAUAAACAUGACAUUGGCAUUGAAUCUCGUAGUAUUCUCACAGGUAUUACAUAUAGACCUUCAGGACCUCUCCGGGUACGUGACUAUCAGUUCCCAACCUCAGUAAAUCCUAAUAGCCUUUGGAUAUGUGCCUUCUGUGGUGAAGAUAACAAUUAUACUGAAAUUGGUUGUUUAUAUGGUCCCUAUUGGCUUACAGAAGCAGAUAUGAAGCAAUUACCUUCAGAGCUCAUUUAUGAUUCCACCAAUGAAUAUCAGUCCUCUGAUACAGUGACUCAGUCUGAUACACCUAUGACUCCUGUAUCCAGACGUGCAAGAAGUAUAGAAAAGGCAAUUCGUUCUGGUGUGAUUACUUCGACUACUACACGAUCGGCAGCAGCCCAAGGACGUCCUACAGCUGCUAAUACUGGUGUUCUUCGCCUAGUUAUCAAAGCUUCAAAUAGUAUGAUAAAUAAUGAUCACUCUUCGACAAAAAAUUCACCCGAUCUAUCUAAGAUAACAAACUCUUGCAGGCCUAGAGUUGGAUCAAACGGUGAAGUCUGGUUUCAUUUUGAAUGUGUACUUUGGGCUCCUGGCACUUACCUAAAUGGAAAUGGUGCUGUUGGCGGUCUUGGUGAUGCAUUACAAUUAGCCCUUAAUGCACAUUGUUCACAUUGUCAAAGACCUGGAGCAAUUCUAAGUUGUUGUAACCGAGGAUGUAAUUUGAGUUAUCAUUAUCAAUGCGCACAUAGAGCUGAAUGUCAUUUGGAUCGAGAUCAAUAUAUUUUGCUGUGCAAAAAGCAUCAUAUCUAUUCAUAGUCAGUUGAUCCACUGGCAAAACAACAGAUAUAUAUACUUAUUAUAAUGAUUACGAAGUAUUUGUUUUUAUUACUGUUCCACGUUUAUAUAUCCUAACAUAUUUAGUUUUUUUUUAAAAAAAUAGAAGCAUUGUUUUGUAAAGAUAUCUUGUAUAUGUAUGUAGGUAGAUAGGUAUGUUUGCACGCAUUUUUUUCUUCAAUGAUAUGAUGUGUUGUAUAGAUGCUUAAUAAUUAUUGGAUCUAAAACACAGAAAUAAGUGAACACUUUCUUUCCUAUGGCUUCACUACAUGUGAACAAACCACAAUGUAGGAAGAAAGAAAUAGUGAUUGUACAGUUUUUUUCCCCCAUCUUUCUUUCUUUCGUUCUCAUCAUACACGUUUUGUUUGUUUGUUUAUUUGUUUGUUUGUUUGUUUAUCGUACAUGUACGUAUUUAUGCUCUUCAUAUUAUUAUUUUUUUUUUAUUUUCCCUACUUUGACUCAAACUUAAUCCAAUAGUAAUGAUAAUGAUCAAAAAUCACAAUCAAAUCUGCUUAUCCAUCUAAUUUUAUUCAUGUAUUUUAUCAAUGAAUUUAUUUCUCUAUGCAUGUAUAUCUAUCUAUGUAUCAAUUUAUUUAUGUAUAUGAAUUUGUUGGAAGAUUAUGCCUUUUAUAUUUAUUCUUUUGAAAAUGUGUGUUUAUAUCUAUGGGAACAAGUGACAAAUUGGUGGAAGGUGGUGGCAUUUGAGAGCAGUUGAUGAAAAUAUUUAUACCUAGUAGCUUAUGUGUGCAUGUGUGUGAAUAAGUAUGAUCCUUCUGAAUUUAUUUUGAUCUAUUAAAAAAUACCAAAAUAAAUUCAAUAUUAAUUAUAGUGUAUACAUGUUCUUAAAUGCUGAGAGAAACAAUUCCACUUAGAGUUGUAUAUUCUGAUAAUUUCCAGUUGAUUUUUCAAAAUUACCACUAUUCUUUUUUGUCUUAUCUGUUGGUUUUCUUUCCAUAGUAGCAUUCACUUGUAUAUGAAAGGCGUUUGUUAGUUUUGUUUUCUAGUUAAUUGUUUUUACUAUAAUUGUGCUUCUCUUAUUGUGUGUUCUUAAUAAGAUUACUUCUAUGUGUGUAUAAAAGGUCAUGAUACUGAUAUAUAUAUUAUAACAGUCUAUGGGCCUACAGAUUGUGUCCAGUACCUGACCUUCUUAUAUGCUGUUUAUUUGUUUGUAAUCGUGACCUUAUUUUAUAACAUGAAAAUUUUGCGUUUAUAUAUAUUUGUGCACCAAGUGAAUUAUUCUCAACUACUUUAAUAUGGUGGACGACACUACUUCUAUCAUUUCGUUUUCUGCUGACCAACUUGAGUAAGAAUUCCUGGUUUGUUUAGAAGCUUUUUUGGUAGAGAACCCAGCAAAACUAAUUUACAUACUAGUUAACUCAAUAUGUAUUGACCGAAUUCAAUGAUUAUUAAUUGCGAAGUUAAUUACUCAGUAAUCGUCACUUUGCAUAAAAUCACAAUGAAAAUGCCUUGAAAUCGAC
This is a messenger RNA of Schistosoma spindalis, 3987 nucleotides long. NCBI's taxonomy places the organism in Eukaryota, Metazoa, Platyhelminthes, Trematoda, Strigeidida, Schistosomatidae. The record is from the annotation of a GenBank genome assembly.